Messenger RNA from Haplochromis burtoni (Burton's mouthbrooder), 7087 nucleotides. RefSeq names its product PTPRF interacting protein alpha 4 (gene ppfia4). The transcript is spliced from 30 exons. The record is from RefSeq and is a predicted model, not a curated record. Gene Ontology annotation, biological process: synapse organization. The coding region runs from base 2114 to 5500 and encodes 1128 amino acids. Gene Ontology annotation, cellular component: presynaptic active zone. NCBI's taxonomy places the organism in Eukaryota, Metazoa, Chordata, Actinopteri, Cichliformes, Cichlidae. Gene Ontology annotation, molecular function: protein binding.
ACAACCCAAGUAAAUACAGAAAUGCAGUUUUUAAAUGAUAAUUUCAUUUAUCAAUGGAAAAAAAAACUAUCCUGAAAACUUCAGCUAGCUCUAUGUGAAAAAGUAAGAUUUCACUCACCCCUAAAUGGGGACAGUCUUAGUAUAGUAAGCCAUAUUAUUUGUCUAAAAAAUAUCAUAAAAAAAUCUUCUACACAAGUUUUGAAUAAGUUUUGUAAGAAUUCCAUCUACUUUCAUACAAAAUCCACCAUUUCCAGAGGUUCAAAAAAUAAUCGGAGAGUUGACUAACAAGCAGUUUCAUGGCCAGGUGAGGCCUGUUUCCUUGGUAUUUAAUGACAAAUGAAGCAGAUGUAAUAAGUUGAUUCAAAGCCUUGAAUAUGUAUUUUAUAACAUUUCAGGGUUAGAUGUCAGUGCAAAUGAGUAAGACCAUUACACUCAAAACCACCAACAUUGCCCAAUCAAAAAACUGGUUCAUUCUUAAGAAGAAGAAAUUCACAACAAAAGCCCUGAAAAACCACAGAAGAGUGCAUGAAUUAUUUCCAUGCAUAAGAAAAACUUCACAAUAUCAGACCAAGUCAAGAAUACUCUUGAGGAGGUAGCCAUACUAUUGUAUGCUAUCAUCAUGUGUUCAUGAAUGGAAAUACAGAGAACUUUAAAAAAAGGCACAAACCAGUGGUUACACUCACAUCAUCUGUCAAACAUGGCAGUGGCACUGUUAUUGAUAAUAUGGCAGAAAGUGUGAAUGAGAGAUCCUUCAAAAUGCUGCAAAACUGACUGGAGAUCAGUUGUACUGUAGCUUUUAAGUCCUCAGUGUCAAGGUCAGUCCCCUGAUCUCAAGCCAUUACAGCGUGCGUUUCAUCUAUUAAAUACAAAGCUGAAGGCAGAGAGAGACUCAAGCAGUAAUAAAGGAGGGAAAUGAGUUUAGGAAUUACGUAUAAAUAAAUUACAUAAUAGUAUUUCCUAACCUUGCUGCAGCUAUGCUUCAAAACUGGUCUUUACAAACCAAUUGAUGCUGGUUAUGUCUAUGUUUUCUACACAGUGAAUUGUGUUUUGACGUGACAUCUUCAUAUUGGCACUGUGAACAUUUCCAGUAAUAGUGGUAUAGUCGUAACCAUAGCGUCCCAAGCUGUUAGCUGUGUUCAACUGCCAAGAAUCAUGUGGCUCCACUAAUUAGGGGUCACGUGAUCUGUUUAAUUUGGUAAGUUUUAGUGAUUAUUGGAAUUGUAAAAUUAUUAUCACGACUCAGUUUAUCCACAGAAAAAUAAAAACAAACUAGCUUUGUGAUCAUAAAGCAGAUUUAACAAUCUGUAUAAAUCACCAGAGGGGCUUUCAGACCAGCCAAGUGCAUGCACUGUGCUAUUAUACCGGGAGAGAAGGGACAAAGCAGGCUAUCAUUUAUAAAUAGAAAGAUUCGGCACACGCAAUGUCACGCUGGAGGAAAAUGGGUCUGUUGAAUUUGUGUUGAGUAAGCAGUGACUGGAGUUUUUUUUUUAUUAGGAGGAAAUAGAGCGUUUAAUUUCAUGCUAAUUCUCAGCAUUACAGCCAAAUGUGAUUUAAAAACUCCCUCUGCACUAAGUGCCAGAACUUUCAUGUCUGCGUGCAUGUGUAUAUGUGUGUGAGUAAGCACAACAGAACAGGUAGCCAGAGCCCCAAGUCCUCGUCUAAACCCUGCCCCUUCCUUCCUCUGUCAGCUGAUGCGCUACGAGCUGCUCUCUCUCCUCCCUCCUUCAUCUUUCUUGUCUCAUUCUGUCUUUAUCGCUGACCAAAUAUCGUACUCUCUUUUCCUCAGCCUGCCCCUGUUUAUCCAUCUCUCUACCCUCACUUUUUCUAUUGCUCUCCCGCUCCCUGUUUUUGUAUUCUUCUUUCCUGCUGUGUCUCAUCCCAGGCUGUAAUAAUAUCAGACUGACUAGUGGAGUGCUGUUGUCCGAGCGACUGGCAGAGGGAGCAGUACAGGAGUUUUAUUUAGCCCUGCUGCACUCUUUGUGGACCAGGAUUCUGAGGAAUUAUCCCUCCGUUCCACCAUCCUCACCCCCUUUACCUACUACUCCUCAUCCUCUUCCUGUCUCUCAUUUUAAGGGGUGUCCAUUUGAAGGCUCUGAUAUGUUUAGCAUUCACCAUGAACCCUACAGUCAAGAUCCACCUUCAGAAUGGGACCCACUUUAACACCUACAUGUACCAGGAGUUUGCCACCCUCACAAAGGAGCUGAACAUAUGCCGCGAGCAGCUGCUGGAGAAAGAGGAGGAAAUAUCUGAGCUGAAAGCAGAAAGGAACAACACCAGGCUGCUGUUGGAGCACCUGGAGUGUCUGGUGUCUCGUCACGAACGUAGUCUGAGAAUGACAGUGGUAAAAAGACAGGCACCCCCACCAUCUGGAGUCUCCAGCGAGGUGGAGGUCCUCAAAGCUCUGAAGUCGCUCUUUGAACACCACAAGGCUCUGGAUGAAAAGGUGCGAGAGAGGCUUCGGGUGGCUCUGGAGAGGGUUGCCACCCUGGAGGGGCAGCUAGCAACUACCACGCAAGAGUUGAACAUGGUGAGACAGAGGAAGGAUGGUGACUCAGUGGAGCGAACAGAUGGAUCCAAACCUACAUGGAAGAGACUUCCCAAUGGCUCUAUAGAUGCCCACGAUGACGGCAGCAGGGCAUCUGAGCUUCAGGAGCUGCUGGAUCGGACCAAUAAAGAGCUGGCUCAAAGCCGCGAGCACUGUGCCACUCUUAACCACCGCGUCACUGAGCUCGAGGCAGAGCUUGCGAAUGCACGCAGAGAACUGAGCCGCAGCGAGGAGCUGUCAAUCAAACAACAGAGGGAACAGAGAGAGAGAGAAGAUAUGGAGGAGAGGAUAACGACAUUGGAGAAACGCUAUCUGGCUGCUCAGCGAGAGACGACACACAUCCACGACCUCAACGACAAGUUGGAAAACGAACUAGCCACCAAGGACUCCCUGCACCGACAGAGUGAGGAGAAGGUGCGCCAGCUGCAGGAGAUGCUGGAGAUGGCAGAGCAGAGGCUGGCUCAGACCAUGAGGAAGGCUGAGACACUGCCAGAGGUAGAGGCUGAACUGGCACAGAGAGUGGCAGCGCUCUCCAAGGCCGAGGAACGCCAUGGCAACGUGGAGGAGCGGCUCAGACAGCUGGAGUCACAACUGGAGGAGAAGAACCAGGAGCUAGGAAGGGCUCGUCAGAGGGAGAAAAUGAACGAGGAGCACAACAAGCGUUUAUCUGACACUGUGGAUCGUCUGCUCACCGAGUCCAAUGAAAGGCUGCAGCUACAUUUGAAAGAACGCAUGGCUGCCCUGGAGGACAAGAACGCUCUCAUUCAGGACCUCGAGAACUGCCAGAAACAACUUGAAGAAUUUCACCACACCAGGGAACGUCUGAUUGGAGAGAUUGACAAGCUAAGAAAUGAGAUUGACCAUUUGAAACGCCGCAGUGGGGCUUUUGGAGAUGGAACUCACCCUCGAUCUCACUUGGGUAGCUCCAGCGAUCUUCGCUUCUCCGUGGUUGAGGGCCAGGAUGGCCACUACAGCACAACUGUGAUCAGGCGGGCACAAAAGGGCAGACUUUCAGCGCUGCGAGACGACCCAAACAAGGUGUGUGCGGUGUUUGAACAGGACUACCCAUCUCUGCGUGGGAGCGUCAGCCACCUCCUUGGCAGCGACAUUGAAGCAGAGUCAGACCUGGAUGAUGAUGUUAGCUCAGCCCUGCUUUCCCCCAGCGGUCAAUCAGAUGCUCAGACUCUGGCCCUCAUGCUGCAGGAGCAGCUUGAUGCUAUCAAUGAAGAGAUAAGGAUGAUUCAGGUAGAGAGGGAGUCUGCAGACCUGCGCUCCGACGAGAUUGAGUCUCGCGUGAACAGCGGCAGCAUGGACGGACUCAAUGUGACGCUACGACCACGGGCCCUGCCCACUUCCGCCACUGCUCAGUCGCUGGCAUCAUCCUCCUCCCCACCCACCAGCGGCCACUCUACACCCAAACAUCACGGGCGCAAUACCAGCCACCAUCUAGGCAUAAUGACUCUGCCAAGCGACUUGAGAAAACACAGAAGGAAAGUAGCAUCCCCAGUGGAAGUGGACAAAGCAACUAUCAAGUGUGAGACAUCACCUCCUUCUUCCCCCCGCAGUUUACGGCUGGAAACCAAUUUUGCCCAGUUCACUGGCAGUUUGGAGGAUGGACGAGGCAAACAGAAGAAAGGAAUCAAAUCAUCCAUUGGGCGAUUGUUUGGAAAAAAAGAGAAGGGACGAAUGGACCAAACUGUUAGCAGGGAAGGACAGCCUCUACCAGCUUUAUCAGACUUUGAGAUGGGGAUCGGUGACACUAUGACUCUGGGAAAACUGGGCACGCAGGCUGAGAGGGACCGAAGACUGAAGAAAAAGCAUGAACUUCUGGAAGAUGCAAGAAAAAAAGGCCUGCCAUUUGCUCAGUGGGAUGGGCCUACUGUUGUCUCAUGGCUAGAGCUGUGGGUGGGUAUGCCAGCCUGGUAUGUGGCAGCUUGUCGUGCCAACGUGAAGAGCGGAGCCAUCAUGUCAGCUCUGUCAGACACAGAGAUCCAGCGGGAGAUUGGCAUCAGCAACCCUCUGCACCGGCUCAAACUCCGCUUGGCCAUCCAGGAGAUGGUCUCUCUCACCAGCCCCUCUGCGCCGCUCACUUCCAGAACGUCCUCCGGAAAUGUGUGGGUGACUCAUGAAGAGAUGGAGAACCUGGCUUCCUCCACUAAAGCGGAGAAUGAGGAAGGCAGCUGGGCACAGACUUUGGCAUAUGGAGACAUGAAUCAUGAGUGGAUAGGAAAUGAAUGGCUGCCCAGCCUUGGUCUGCCUCAGUACCGCUCCUACUUCAUGGAGUGUCUGGUGGACGCAAGAAUGCUGGACCAUCUGACCAAGAAGGACCUAAGGAGCCACCUCAAAAUGGUGGACAGCUUCCACAGGGCUAGUCUGCAGUAUGGGAUUAUGUGCUUGAAAAGACUCAAUUAUGACAGGAAAGACCUAGAGCGGCGAAGAGAGGAUAGCCAACAUGACAUGAAAGAUGUUUUGGUGUGGACCAAUGAGCAGGUGAUCCACUGGGUCCAGUCCAUUGGUCUAAGGGAGUAUAGCGGCAACUUGCUGGAGAGUGGCGUUCAUGGAGCGCUCGUCGCUCUGGAUGAAACUUUCGACUACAGCAGCCUAGCACUCAUCCUGCAGAUUCCUAUGCAGAACACACAGGCGCGACAGGUUCUGGAGAGGGAAUUCAACAACCUGUUAGCUUUAGGGACUGACCGCAGACUCGAGGAGAGUGGAGAUGACAAGUCCUUUCGACGCUCUCCAUCAUGGCGCAAGAGGUUUCGGGCACGUGAAGGAGGGACUGGGCUGGGGAUGAUGGCAGGCUCCAUGGAAACGCUGCCAGCUGGCUUCCGCAUGCCGUCCAUGUCCAUGCCACCUUCUAUGAAUUUGGCAUCCAAGAAACAGCUUCAACCUGAAGCUCCUCCCCCAGCAACCCCGAGACUUGAUCCCUCGGCUGUGCGGACCUAUUCAUGUUAACUACUCUCUACUUACUAACAGGAGCGUUAAUGCUGACAGUGCAUUCUCAUUACCUAUAUGGACAUAUGCUUGCGGCCUUUUGAGAGUGAUAUGCCAAAUCUGGAGAGGGAGACCUGGGUACCUCACAGGGAAGGCUUCGUCCCUUUGUUGCCCAGCCUCACCUUCCAACUUUCACCUCUCACCUCUUCUUCGGACACGUGCAAUACAGAGGCCAACUCUGACCUUUGAACUCUUGAGAGUGCACAUUGGCUGCGCUCGCUGCUGUAAUGGAGGCUCAUCCUGGUCUCUCCCAGUUUACCCCCGUGCUCCCAGUAGCCUUGUUGUUGUGGUUGUUGUGCUCCUGCUCCCCUGAUCUCAGCUGUGGAUUUUUUUCCUGGUUGUAAUAGUCUCAACAUGGCCAAGCCCAAACCAAUCUUCCUGCGUCAUCAUGUCCUUUACAAGAAAACAGCGUCAAAAAGAUUAAAGGAGAUGGUGAGCAGGUGUUGGUUUGGAUUUGAAAAUGAUGAAUACUUGUAUAAAUGGCAGAUCCCACCACACGUUACCCCUCUACCGGUUAUGCAAGGUAUUACUCAUUUAUCUCUGUAUAUAAAAUGGAUGACUUAUGUUUUUUAUAGAAAUAUUAUAUAUAAAUAUAUAUAUAUAAAUAUAUAUAUAUUGGGAAUAUAUAUGGAAAACAAUAUAAUAUUGCUGUAUGAAACCCAAUGCCCUGUAUUCAAUAGUGACUGUUCUCUCUCUCUUUCUCUUUCUUUCUCUUUCUCUCUGUGUCGGACCUUCGUGUGUCUUUUGCUGUAUGCUGUGCGUGUGUGAAUCGUUGGUGGGAGGGACUCACUAAGGGAGGUGUGUGUUUCCACAAGGACUCUUCACAGGUUCAUGGGUCCAAUAUCAGACUUCUCUCUUUGCCUCUUCUCCCAUUCCUUCUUUUUUCCUUCUCUUCCUUCUCUUUUAACACAAUGUAGCUGUUGCCUCUCCUUUCUCUGCCUCUCUCGCCUUCUGUAUGACACUAUGUAGCCUAGAAUAGAGAGAAUCCUUUAAUAUGAAGUGUGUGUGAGAGAGAGUGUGUGAGAGUGUAUGACUAAAUGAGUCUCUGUGCUUGAGACUAGUAGAUUUCGUGUGAAAAGGCCGGCCCCAGCCAUGCGACCAUGACUUUCUCUGUGGAUGGUAGUGUGACCACUGUAGCUCUUCUCUGUUGAUUCCUUACAUUCUCUCAAAAUCAAACUGUAAACUGCUGCUCAACAUCAGCCAAUGAAAUCCACAUGAAACUGCUCCACGUGACAGACUUGUCUAAUGUUGCUCUGAUUGAGCAGUCAGUACUCUUGGCUCACCAACUCCUCAUCCAAUAAGAACACAGCAAAUGAACCAGUGAAGUGCUGGAUGGGUGUACAAUCUUUUUCUUUUUCUUUUUUUUUAAAAAGUUUUUCCAAGGUGUCUAAAAGGUGUAACGUGCUAUGUGGCAGCUAUGAGUACUGUGUCUUUAUUCCAGGUGUGAAACAAUGCUGACAAAUCAAGAUUUUAUUAUUUGGCUAUUUAAAAAGAAGUGUAAUGUAUUUAUGACACUAUAUAGACAUAAGUAAAGCUGUUUUUUAAAGA